AUGUCUGGCUUAAUUCUGCUUCUGCUGCUAUGCAAUCUAACAUUCAUCUGUUGCAGAGACAGCAGUUUGACUCUGCAAGAUGAUAUGAGACCACGUGGGGUGAAAUUUCAGUCACUGGACUACAGAAAUAUUUUGUACUGGAAGCACCCCACCUCUCACCAGAUUUUCCAGUACUCUGUCCAGUACAAAGUGUAUGGAGAUAAGCACUGGACAGAUGCCAAACACUGUCAGAGUAUCAGUAUAUCACAAUGUGACCUGAGCCAAGAGACGUCAGACCCUCGAGAAUGGUACUAUGCUAGGGUACAGUCAACCUCUGAAGCAGGCCAGUCCCCAUGGGUGAUAAGUGCCAGGUUUCACCCACAAGCAGAGUCCAAUUUCAGUCCACCCCAGCUGAAACUGAAUGGAACUGAGCGUGGCAUUGUGGUUCGGGUCAAACCUCCACGUACUCCCUAUAGGAGACAGAAUGGCACCAGGAUCUCUGUGCUGAAGCUGCAGAAACUAAUAUUCAGGAUAUAUGUGAUGCACAAUGAAGUGGAAGAGGAGAUACAUGAAAUGGAGAGCUGCACUAAAGAACUUUUGAUCCAAGGCUUGAGACCCAAGACAACCUACUGCCUGCAGGCUCAGACAGUCAUUCCUCGUUUUGGUCGCACAAGCUCAAAGGGUCUAAAAACCUGCGUCACAACCCUGUGA
Messenger RNA from Chanos chanos (milkfish), 690 nucleotides. It is a transcript of the gene il22ra2, whose product is annotated as interleukin 22 receptor, alpha 2. Gene Ontology annotation, cellular component: plasma membrane. Gene Ontology annotation, biological process: cytokine-mediated signaling pathway. The transcript is spliced from 5 exons. Gene Ontology annotation, molecular function: protein binding; cytokine receptor activity. The coding region runs from base 1 to 690 and encodes 229 amino acids. Lineage: Eukaryota; Metazoa; Chordata; Actinopteri; Gonorynchiformes; Chanidae. The record is from RefSeq and is a predicted model, not a curated record.